UUGUGCGUCCAUAUCUCCAGAACAAAAUGUAUUUUUGAAUUUACAAAAAUGUCCCAUCAGCCAUUAUGGAAAAGUGGUGUAAAACAGCGGUAAAAGACUCGUAGAUCAAUCAAAGCCGUCAAUGAAAGUAUACAGACGAGUACCAAUCAGAAUCUUAACUUCCCGUAUGAACAAAUUUUAUAGUUUUGCAUAGCCGAGUCGUGCGCGUCAUGAAAAUAUAUUAUUACCUUGAUUAAUGGAAAUUGUCUGUUUUAACGUGGCAUCGUAUGACCUUUUUACCAGGUGAUACCGUAUUCAUUUACUUCACAAACAGCAGUGAAAUUAAAUGAAUUUCAUAGUAAUGAAACUUAAUGAACAUCGGAAUAAAUUGGUACUUUAAAUCUGCGUAUCUACGCUAUAAUAUAAGACAGUUCAAGUUAGUCAUCUAGAGAUUGGUUCUAUGAUACGCACAACGCGGUAAAUAUACAAAUUUGUGAAUAGUGUGCGAUGUCGUCUCAAAAAUUUAUUCGAUUCCAUAAAUAUAGCACAACAGAACCCUUGACUGUAAAAACAGCCUUCCGUAAGAUUUAAUCGAUUGAGCAAUUUUAUAUUGUUCAAUGUAAGAUGAAGUCUGUGUACAUCCCAGGCUUCUAUAAUCGUUUACCAGGUAAGUUCAGUACUUGAGAGGGCCCUUGAUUCCUUAUAUCAUAUGUGGGGUCUAGUUUUUCAGUCGAUAUCAAAGGCUAACGAGGGUUCAAGAGAUGAAUUUAAACAAUGUGCCCAUUUUUGCCUUGAGUUGAAUUCUGUUUACUCAAGUACGCAAGUAUACGGUUUUUCACUAUUGUGUUUUAUAGUUCAAAGAAAGUGACUAAUACAAAUUAAGAAGAUUUUGUGGUUUUUGUCAAGGGUUAUUACAAUAAAUUUUAGUCCACUUUGUUUUCUUAGUGAAAAUCAAACUCCCGUCUUCUUAAAACGUAAGCGAGGUCAAAAAUACUUUGUUUGUAUGAGAUUAAGGUCGUUUAUAUAAGUUGAUAAGGUACACAAAAAAACUUUGUGCUGUUUCGUAGUGGAUAUAAAAACAAAAUUUUCAUAUUAGUUCUCAUUUUCAACAUAAAAUGUUUAAUGCUGUCACAUUUUCACCAAAUUGCCGUUCCGAAAUCCGCGCAAGAAUACAAAAAAGUUGUAAUUCUCAAAUAUAUGAAGGUCAAAUGACUAAUAUUGGCGCCCUAAUGCCAUCAAUAAUCCAGCCAAAUGUUAAAAAGAUUGUACAGAAUGUUAAUGAAAUGGUAACAGAAUUGCACUGAAGGUCAUGUUAACGCGUGCAUUGAAAUUAUAAAAAACAUUAACAAUUUUAGCAUUAGAUAUCUGGCGACUUCUUUCAUCUUUAGAUACUGAAAAUUUGAAAUUGCUUGGCUCAUUGGUCGCGAAGGAAUGUGAUUUCUUAAAGAUCUAUACAAAAACAACAACAAACUGGCGAAAUGUUGUAUAGGUUCACUUCGUGUCAAACCAAUGAAUUUGUUUUCGAGUUGGACUAAACCAAAUCAUAUAUUAUCAUUCCAAAACAGUCGAGAAAGGGAGGACGGUGGUUAUAAAAACUAUUAUAAGAGGUGAAGGUUGUCUCGAUGUUGGAAUAGAAGUUGAACAUUGCCAAUAUUUUUAUUCAAGUUCAGCCUAGCGAGGUCAUCGGAUAUAUAAGAUGAAUUUUGGUUGAAAUACCUGGGAGUUAGAAUACGGAUUACACAGUAGAACGUUCAAGGAAAAGUUUUGUCAUACGACAUCGAUAUUAUAGGAAAAUCGUCCGGUCGCCAUACUGCAGCAAUACUUAACCAAGUCUAGAGCAAAAUUCGAACUAAUUAAUCAGGUUGUGAGAUUAUGUAGAUCAAUUGCAGCAAAAACAUUACCGUGAAUAUCGUGGCAAACUAUCAUACGAGUACCCGUCUGUCUCGUAUCUAAAUUUGAUAUUUUGCUUUUACAUUUACGUUAGUUAUAUGAGUGAGCUUCUAUCACAGCAUUCUAUUUAUCUUAGUCUUGGACAGAAAGGCAAAAUUAUAUUGCCCCACUCAUGUCGCAUUUGGACUAAACAAAAUAAAGAAAACAGACGUCUUUGGUAUAUAUAUAGACCAUCCAUAUAUUUUUUCUUGAAAUUGACAGUCAUCUAUAUAUAGGAGAAAAGUUUUUUUAGAUAUCGGAUAUACGGUAGUUAAUAAAAAAUUCUGUUGUAUUUCAAAAUUCACAGGAUGCGCUGAGUAAAGAGCACGACAAGCAAUAGACAGCUCACGAUACCACAUGCAUGAUGUGAUGCUUUUUAUUGUGAAUUACGCGAACAGAACGUUCAUUUAAACUUUUUAUCUUUGAUGAUGGUAGAACUGUAGAACGAUAAAAUGUCUGUAAACAGAUUUGCGAGGCGGAGAAUAUUCCUAAUGGGUUUAAUGACACCAAUAGUAUUUUAUGCAUUCCACGGUAUGGGGUAUACGAAGAUUGACGUGAAACGAUAUUUCCCUGUCACGUCCCAAAUAAGAAAACUAAUGUCUGUUUCAAAUGCUCAAAAACCUCAGAAAAUUGUGAUAUUAUACGGCAACCAAAGGUCAGGUUCUACCUUCAUGGGAGAAAUGUUCAAUAAGAAUACAAACGCUUUCUACCUCUAUGAGCCUUUGUUCCCAUACACACCACACUGUCACUUUUUGAACGAGGAAAGACUCGAAACUUUGAAGAAAAUGAUGAACUGUCAAUUUUCAGACAGUGCAAGUGCAUUCAAAUUGGCCAGAAACUUCACAAAAGCAAGCGAUACAGUGUCCGGGUGUGUCAUAAACAAUGCAUGUUUUGCAUCCCGAUCAGACGCUUUGAGUAUUCGAUACAAACAAUUCUGUAAAAGUUCCACCUUUUUAUCGAUUGCACAAAAAUGCGAAUUUCCAUUGCGAGCAGACGUAAUUUCAACGAUUUGUUCUCAGACUGAAGUUGUUGCCUUCAAGGUGCUCAGGAUAUGUUCUCUGAAAGAUAUCGAAGAAAUCUACAAGGACUUCAAAAAUCGAGGGAAAGAUGUAUACGUCAUUCAUCUUUUGCGUGACCCGCGAGCUAUUAUUUCCUCGAAACUAAAACUAGAAUUGAAAGAGUCGAAUGCUUUGCAAAAAGCGGGUGAACUGUGUUCCAAAAUUCAUAGAAACUUGGAAUACAUCAACGGCACUACGGAUCCACCAUUGUUGAUUAGAGACGAGAAAUAUCUCAGAAUUCGAUACGAAGAUGCUUCAAUGGAACCGAUAUCUACCGCGAGUAAAAUUUAUGGAUUCCUUGGACUAGAAUUACCAGCAGAAGUUGAAGGUUGGCUAAAAAUGUCAACAAUUCAACCGCACAAGAAACUAGUCGAAAUAGAAAAGAAGUUAAAAGAGGGAGAAUCGAACAGGAACGCUGUGCUGAAGAGUUUCAUAACACUUGAGAAACAACUACGAAAUCCUUAUGGAACGAUUAGAGAUCCUUCGACCACCGUACAGAAGUGGAGGAAUUCGAUGUCAUUUAGUACCGUCUCAGGAAUUCAGAAAAUAUGCGAGAAAGUUCUGGCAAAACUUAAUUAUACAACUGUAAAUACGGUUGCGGAAUUGGCGGACACCACCAAGAUACUCUGGUAAACAAAGGAAGAAAAAGUGCCAUCCGCAAAAUUUCCACAAAUCUCUCUUGCGUCAAUGUAUUUUAUUGCUCAAACCCACUGUAUCAGCCAAAUUUUUUUGUUAUCUAUUUCUGCUUGAAAACGCCUUCUUUUACUUCACGUUGUAAUAUAUAUAUAUAAUAGUUUCA
This is a messenger RNA of Styela clava, 3765 nucleotides long. The record is from RefSeq and is a predicted model, not a curated record. Lineage: Eukaryota; Metazoa; Chordata; Ascidiacea; Stolidobranchia; Styelidae.